This is a messenger RNA of Caenorhabditis elegans, 5057 nucleotides long. It is a transcript of the gene vit-6, whose product is annotated as Vitellogenin-6. The record is from RefSeq and is marked reviewed. Gene Ontology annotation, cellular component: extracellular region. Lineage: Eukaryota; Metazoa; Nematoda; Chromadorea; Rhabditida; Rhabditidae. Gene Ontology annotation, molecular function: lipid carrier activity. Gene Ontology annotation, biological process: lipid transport. The coding region runs from base 17 to 4969 and encodes 1650 amino acids. The transcript is spliced from 5 exons.
AGAUCGAUCAAUCACUAUGAAGUUCUUCAUAGCGCUUGCUCUCUUGGGAGCGGCACUCGCCUCGACCCAUUUGGAUCGUUACAACUCCAUCGAGAGAAAUAUUCAAGAAUCCUCAUUCCGCGCCGGACGCGAGUACCGCUACCUCUUCAAUGGCCAGCUCUCUGCCGGACUUCCAGUCCCAUCUACCCCACAAGGAAUCUCACGUCUUCAAUCUCAAGUUACCCUCCAAUGGACUGAUGGAAACACCGUCCGCAUGCAACUCCAGAAGACCCGCUUCGCAACCUCUCAGCAAGAGUCCAACUCCAUGAAGAUGCUCCCAUUCGAGCGUUUCGAGGAGGUUGAGCGCAUGAACCGUGAGCACCAAGAGCUUUUGAGCAUGCCAGUUGAGUUUGAUUACGAACACGGACUUGUCAGAGAGAUCCGUUUUGCUGAGAACGAUCAGCCAUGGUCAGAGAACAUCAAGAGAGCCGUCAUCAACAUGCUUCAAGUCAACAUCCUCAAGAAGGAGAAGUACGAAGGAGCUGAGAAGAGUGACAACCAAGAACCAACUUUCUCUUUCACCAAUGUUGAGCGCACCCUCGAAGGAGAAUGCGAGGUCCUUUACACCGUUGAAGAGAUCAAGAAGGAGGAUGAGCAACGUUGGGCUAAGUCGAUCAACUUCGACAAAUGUACCCGCCGCCCAUACAUCCAUCACGUGCAGACUCCAGUGUGCAAGGAUUGCCAGCAAACUCUUGAGCAAGACAAGAUGAGCUCCACAGUUCUCAACUACAACAUCACUGGAACUUCAUCAAGCUUCCUCAUCAACUCCGUUGAACUUCGCUCCCAACACCUUUUUGCCCCAAUCUCCGAGAAGCAUCAACUUGUUUCUGCCUUCACCUUGAACACCAUGGAGCUUAUCUAUGCUGGAGAGAAGAAGACCGAGAUCAAGCAAGUCCGCAAUGAGAAGACUUCCGAGCUUGUCUACAACCAGGAAUCCGAAUGGGCUGAGCAACAAUGGGCUCAAACUGGAGAGGAGAAGUACCUUAGACAACUCCCACAAUGGACCGAGAACAAGGUCGAGAUGAUCAAAAAGAUGUUCUCUUUGAUGGCCAAGCAAAUCGAACAAGGAGAGGCUGAGCUUGAGGCUGCACACACUGUUGCCAGAAUCGUCAAGGUUCUCCGUGAGUGCAACGAGGAGCAACUCGAACAAAUCUACCGCCACGUCGCUGAGCACAAGGAUGAGAAGAUUGCUGAGCAACUUCGCUCCAUCUACUUCAACACCCUUGCUCUCGCCGGAACUCGUGUCACCAUUCAACAAUUCGUUGACAAGGUUCAAUCUCGCAAGAACAUUGCUCCACUCAAAGCCUCCGUUGCCAUCAAGACACUCGUCGACAUGCGCUACCCAUCUCUUGCUAUUGCUGAAGAUAUCGCUCGCCUUUGCGAAUCCGAUGUAUCUUCAAGCUUCCCAGCUCUUCGUCAAUCCUGCUGGCUCACCUACGGAGCUAUUGUCAAUGGAGUGUGCGGACAAACCCCAAGAGUCUUCGUCCAGAAGAAUGGAGUCAAGAUGUGCCCACGUGAUGCUAAGCAAAGAAUCGUUGACAAGCUCGUCCAACAAUUCGAAUCUGCAUCCACCCGCUACGAGAAGGUUCUUGCUUUGAAGACCCUUGCUAAUGCCGGACUUGAUCUCUCUGUCUACCCACUCGAGAAGAUCAUUCUCAACGAGCAACACGAAACCACCAUCCGCACACAAGCCAUCGAGUCAUUCCGUCGUCUUCGCACCCAGAUGCCAACAAAGAUUCAACGUGUUCUUAUGCCAGUCUACCUUAACCGUCAACAACCACAACACAUCCGCAUGUCUGCACUCCAUCAGAUCAUCUACACUCAACCAGAAUGGUCCGUCCUUUCCCAGAUCGGAAACCAACUCAGACAAGAGCGCAACCAACAAGUUCGUGCCUUCACCCUCUCCCUUCUCCGUUCUUAUGCUAACAACGAGUCUCCAUGCGAGCAGACAUUCUCUUCCCGUGUUCAAUCUCUUCUCAACAACAUCCCAUUCUCAUCCCAAGAGAUUGAUCGCUUCGAGUCUGUCUAUGGAAAAUGGUCCACCUACUCCAGACGCCACCAAUCCGGAUUCGAAGCUAACUUUGCUUCCCUCUUCACCACCGAAUCUGUUCUCCCAACCGAGAUGAUGGCUUCGAUUGAAGGAGUUCUCUCCGGAGAAUGGAACCAAUACUUCGCUCAAAUCGGAUUUACCCAGAAGAAUAUGGAGAAGAUCAUCAAGAAACUUCUCUCCAAUGUUCAAGAAAAAGGACUUGAACAAAUCGUUGUUCGCGGAAAGAGAGCUUCCGGAUCCUUCCAACCAACUGAAUUCUUGAGCAACCUUCUCGAGAAGCUUCGCAUCACCCGUCGUCAAUCAUCUGAGCAAGAUCCACAUGCCUUUGUCUACAUCAGACACCGUGAUAUGGACUACGCCUUCCUUCCAAUUGAUGCUGACUCAAUCCCAGAGGUUGUCCGCUCCAUGAUCCAAGGAGGAAGACUUGAGAUCGGAGAUAUCGAGAGAGUCCUUGCCCAAGGAAUCCACUUCUCUGCCUCCAACGCUGCUUUCCUUUACGAGACCGUCCGCAGAGUUCCAACUCCAAUGGGACUUCCAGUUCAAUUCACCUCCAAGAUGCCAACCAUCUCCUCCAUCCGCGGACAAGUAACUUUCGAGCUUGAGCCAAAGAACGGAAAGAGCUUCGACGGACUUCGCCUUCGUGUUCAAGCUGGGCCACGUGUAGCCUCCACCCACGUCCUUUCUCUUAGAGUUAUCUGCCCAAUCGCCGAGGUCGGAACCAAGUUCCUUCACCAAGCCGUCCUUAAUACUCCAGUUGACACUGAGAUCAGAAUGAACUGGGAAGACAAGGUUGUUAUCCGUGCUAUCUACAACACCCCAUCCGAGGAGAAGAGAAUCGCCAUGAUCCAAUCUCGUCCAGUCACCUUCACCCGCACUGUCGCCCCAGAUGCUCGUCAAUACCCAGAACCAAUCGAGAUGACCUACAUGCUCCCAGCCCACAAACAACUCAGCCAAUCUCUUGACCGUGAAUACCCACAAAUCCGUGUUCAAGGAACUCUCAACCGCCCAACCAGCGUGAGAAUCCCACAAUGGAUAGUUGACAGCAACGUCGAGGUCUACUACAAGCCAAAUGUUGAGCAAUACGAGGCUAUUUUUGAGCUUAACUUGUACAACAACUACAAGAUGGAGAAGAACUACGAGAAGGUAUACAAGAAGCAUAACGGAAGAAGAUAUCUUGAGGCUGAGCCAGAAUACGAUGAGGAAGAGCACCGUGAGCAGAUCACAAAGAAGUUCGAAUGGCUCCAAAACGAGAAGGUCUACCAACACGUCGCCAAGUUCGAAAUCAAGCCAGAGGUUGUCAAGAUGGAGGUUGAGGCUGUCUGCAACAAUGACUUCCACUUCUGCAAGACCCAAAUCCGCGGAGAAGAGCUUAAGGCUACAAUCCAAUACGUCUACCCACAAACCCCAAGGACUGUUGAGGAGCUCAAGGAGCAAAAGUACCGUCAACUCGUUGUUAUGGGAGAGAUGAACUACGGAGAGAACACCAUUCACAUCAACAUCAACGGACAACAAUCCCAAGAACAAAAGAAGUUCGUCAAGCAAAUUGAGCAAGCCCCAGAGCACGAGACCCUUCUCGAGGCAUCUAGACUUGACCAAUACCAAACUGUUGUUGAGUACGAGUUCGAGCCAAAGCCAGCUCAAUACUUCGCCAGAUACUGGAACAUGGUUCAAGCUUAUCUUCGCACCCAAUACCCAUGGACUUCCAGAAUCGAGACCCGUGAGGAGCCAAGCCGCAAGAACAUGAUCCGUGCCACAAUCAAUGUUGAACCACGCCAACGUCUAACUGUCAACAUGACUAUCGAGACCCCAAUGGAGACCACCGUUCUUGAGCGUGUCGAGCUUCCAUUCAGACUUCCAACUGCCCAAAUCCACUACCAGCCAAGAAACUCCCGCUACGAGCAGAAGCCAGUCAUGGAGAAGAUCGCCCAUCACGCUUCCAAGCAAGCCAACUGUGUUGUCAAGAGCACCAAGAUCAACACCUUCGACCAAGUUGCCUACCGUAACCAAUUCACCCCAUGCUACUCCGUUCUCGCCAAGGAUUGUGGAUCUGAGAAGAGCGAGCCCCGUUUCGUUGUCCUUAUGAAGAAGAUCAACGAGAAGAAGGAGUGGAAGAACGUCAAGGUUGUCUACGGAGAAAACGAGAUUGAAAUGUACAAGACUGAGGAAGGACUCAUCUGCCGUGUCAACGGAGAAGAAAUCGAGUACCAACCAGAAUCUGAGAUUGAGAAGAAGCAAUACAACAUCAUCUGGCUUAACAAGAACACACUCAAGUUCGAUUCUGAUGAUGUCACUGUUCAAUUCGAUGGAGUCAAUGCCCGUAUUCACCUUUCCGCUCUCUACAGAAACCAACAAUGCGGACUUUGCGGCCACUACGACAACGAGAAGGAAACCGAAUUCUAUGAUGCUGAGAACCAAGAGAACACCAUUCCAAAGUUCGCCAAGAGCUACUUGUACAAGGACUCCAAGUGCAACUACGAGCGUGAGAUGUUCGAGAAGGAGGAGAACUUCCAACGCAUUGAGAAAAAUCAAGAGGAGGAGAAGGACCAAGAGAUGAACUACGAGGAAUCUCGCCGCGAGCAAGACGAUGAGCCAACUGAGCAAGUCGCUAUUGUCGAGCGUCAACACGAGAUCUGCUUCACCCAGAAGCCAGUUCUUCGCUGCCAAAACGGAAAGUCACAGGAGUCCAAGAAGCAAAAGACCUCCGUCUACUGCCUCCCAUCCUCCAACUCAUGGGCUCGCCGUCAAAUGCGCGAGAUCCGCCGUGAGCCACUCGCCCAAUGGCCAGAGCACAAGCUCCGCAACCUUCGUGACCAACCACAAAUGGAGGAGCGCACCGUUCGCGUCGCCGUCGACCAGAAGUGCGACAAGUUCGACUAUUGAACUACCUCUUCUUCACAAUCAUACACAUCGUAGGACUAUCUUUGUCAAUUGAAUUGUUUUAUAGAUUUCAAUAAUAAACAAUUUCAAC